AUAAAAGAAGUAAGGCAAAAAAAGAAAAAAGAAAAAUAGUCAUUAAAAUUUUGAGAUUAAAGUCAUAAUAACUGGGUUUUGAUUUAUUGGGGUUUAUUUUGUGUUCAUUCAUCCGAUAAAAAACGUGAAGACAGUGACUUGGAUUUGCGUUGCAGGAAACAUGAAUGGAAUGGAAUUUUGUUUAUGUUGGCAGUUACAGUAGCAUGUGUAUGAUCUGAGACACGAUUUGUUUGGGAUUGCGAGUGAAGUUGUUGAUAACUGUCUAAAAGGGGGUUUUCAUACCCUUUUUUGUUCUAAUUAGAAUUUAUUUGAGAUGAUAACCCGUUCUAAACUUGUUGAACAACUCAGAGAUUACCAGAUCCGAUCUCAGCACAAGUAUUCUCCCCUCACUUUCUUCUCUCCCAAACCCCACAUCAUUACUUGGGUUGAUGUUUCUGUGGCAAUUUCUGUUGCUCUAGUGUUCUGCAUGCUUGUUGUCAUAUCCUGCAUGACCCUUUAUUAUAGGCGUUUUUGGAUUUUUCUUGUUGUUGUGUGCUUCAAUAUAUUUCUUCUCAUACGCCUAAGAGCUUCUAGGCAAACAUUGGCAAGGAAGAGGGAAAGAAGACUGCCAUUGUCUAUAUGACUAUUCUCUGAGGUGAAUGAUGAUAUCUCACAUGAUGUAUACUGGCAAGCAAGGAAAUAUAAACACAAUUUGGUCUUUCAUGAAUAUUCAUAUUUGAGUGCUGCCAUUACUAGUGUAGGACAAAAAGAACUUUUUCCUACAUUUUUAGGGAGAUGAUAUUCAUCUUCACAACCCAUAUGCACAAGCCAAGUGAAUUUGUCAUACACUUGUUUCACUUGUAAUACUUAUAAAAUUGAUCCUAGAGGCAUGCAUUUUUUUUACUGUAGAUUUUUGUCAUGUGAGCUAUUCCCAUUUUCUCAGGAUGUUAUGAAGUGACUUUUCGCAUAAGCUCUUCUGUCAAAGUAGUAUAGAGAUGUGAUUUACAAAUGUAGAUAGUUGCAGCUGAUGAAUAAUAAUAGAAAUUUACCCUAUGGAAAACCACAAGCCUUGGCUUUUGUAUGCAUUUAGCUUUUUUCCCUUA
This is a messenger RNA of Cicer arietinum (chickpea), 1082 nucleotides long. Lineage: Eukaryota; Viridiplantae; Streptophyta; Magnoliopsida; Fabales; Fabaceae. The record is from RefSeq and is a predicted model, not a curated record.